This is a messenger RNA of Micropterus salmoides (largemouth bass), 2100 nucleotides long. Its product is annotated as sodium/calcium exchanger 1-like. The record is from RefSeq and is a predicted model, not a curated record. Lineage: Eukaryota; Metazoa; Chordata; Actinopteri; Centrarchiformes; Centrarchidae. Bases 103 to 2100 code for a protein of 665 amino acids. Gene Ontology annotation, molecular function: calcium:sodium antiporter activity. Gene Ontology annotation, biological process: calcium ion import across plasma membrane; cell communication; sodium ion transmembrane transport. The transcript has 12 exons. Gene Ontology annotation, cellular component: sarcolemma; axon; postsynapse.
AAUCUUUCUCUGCCUACCUCAAGGUUUUGGACAUCACUUCUCGCUGCUCCGACCCAGUAGAUCUCAGCAGAGUCCAGUGAAGGCCAGGCUGCAUCAGCAGAAAUGGCUCCAGCAGCCAUGUCUGUACCUCCAUCCUCUUUCACCUCCCUGCUCUCCUUCCUCUUCUCCUUCUUCCUCCUCCUGUCAUGUCCUGCAUCAGCGCACGCAGAUUCAUCUGAGAACAACUGCUCAGCUAGUGGAGACCCCUGUCAGGAAGGAGUGGUACUGCCCGUGUGGAACCCUCAGAACCCAUCUGUGGGGGACAAAGUGGCACGAGCCAUUGUUUACUUCGUAGCACUCAUCUAUAUGUUCCUGGGUAUGAGCAUUAUAGCAGACCGAUUCAUGUCUUCUAUAGAGGUCAUCACCUCCCAGGAGAAGGAAAUCACUAUAAAGAGGCCAAAUGGUGAGACCACCACGGCCACAGUCAGGAUCUGGAACGAGACUGUUUCUAAUCUCACUCUAAUGGCCUUGGGUUCUAGUGCCCCCGAGAUACUGCUGUCUGUUAUUGAAGUGUGUGGUCACGGUUUCGAGGCUGGCUCCCUGGGUCCCAGCACCAUCGUGGGCAGUGCUGCUUUCAACAUGUUCAUCAUCAUCGCCCUGUGUGUGUAUGUGGUUCCUGACGGAGAGACGCGCAAAAUCAAACACCUUCGGGUGUUCUUCGUCACGGCAGCCUGGAGUAUCUUCGCCUACAUCUGGCUCUACCUGAUUCUGAGUGUGUUUUCCCCUGGAGAGGUGGAGGUAUGGGAGGCAGUGCUGACCUUCCUCUUCUUCCCCCUCUGCGUGGUCCAGGCCUGGGUGGCUGACCGCCGACUCCUCUUCUACAAGUACGUCCGUAAGCGUUACCGUGCUGACAAGCACCGCGGCAUCAUCAUUGAGACCGAGGGAGGAGCGGACGGAGGGAUAGGAGGUAUGGACGGAGGAGGAGGAGGAGCACUGGGUCCAGGGGGGUUCACCAAGAUGGACAUGCUGGAGCUGGACGGACAGAUGGCGUUGAACUGUCACAGUGGGAUAGAUGGAGGGAUGAUGGAGGAGGGAGGAGCGAAGGACGAGGAGGACGAGGCCAGAAGGGACAUGGCGAGGACGCUGAAGGAGCUGAAGCAGAGGCAUCCGGAUAAAGACAUGGAGCAGCUAAUUGAGAUGGCUAACUAUCAGGUGCUGAUGCAGCAGCAGAAGAGCAGAGCUUUCUACCGUAUCCAGGCAACCAGGAUGAUGAUCGGAGCUGGCAAUAUCCUCAAGAAGCACGCUGCCGACCAAGCUCGCAAGGUGGUGAGCAGCCACGAGACCCAAGCCCAGGAGGACGAUCCUCACACCAUCAGGAUGGAGUUCGAGCCCUCGUUGUAUCAGUGCUUUGAAAACUGUGGCUCCUUGAAACUGACUGUUGCCAGACACGGAGGAGACUCUGGAGUUACUGUCAAGGUGGAUUAUCGCACAGAGGACGGUACAGCGAAUGCAGGUUCCGAUUAUGAGUUUGCAGAGGGAACGCUGCUGUUUAAGCCAGGAGAGACACUCAAAGAGAUCACAGUUGGAGUGAUUGAUGACGACAUCUUUGAGGAGGAUGAGUAUUUCUAUGUCCACCUCAGUAACCCCCGAGUGGUUGGUUAUCCUGAGAUCGGCACCGCCCCACUGGAUGCAAGUGCCACCCCCAAAGCCGUGCUGGGCGACAACCACACAGCCACAGUGACCAUCUACGAUGACGACCACGCAGGUAUUUUUACCUUUGAGAGUGCCAGUCAGAAAGUGAGUGAGAGCGUAGGUGUGAUGGAGGUGAAGGUGCUCAGGACUUCUGGGGCCAGAGGCCUGGUAGCUGUUCCCUACCGAACCGUGGAUGGCAGCGCUAGGGGAGGCGACGACUACGAACCUGUCGCUGGCAAACUGGAGUUUCAAAAUGACGAGACCAUGAAGAUCAUCGAGGUAAAGAUUAUCGAUGAUGAAGAGUAUGAGAAGAACAAGGCCUUCGUCAUUGAGCUGGGGGAGCCCGUUCUGUUGGAGAUAGGGCAGAAACACGGAGAGAGUGAAGGUGUCGGAGAAAGACGAAUAGGCUCAGGGACAGGCGGUAAAUGA